AUGUGGCUCUUCAACAAAUCAGCCAAUCAUGGACGUAGUUCCAUUAUUGUGCCCAAUACUUGGCAUGACCGAGCCAAGGCGCGCUUCAGUCGCUUCCGAGCGUUUCUGAUUCCGAUCGCUGCCCUCGCUCUCAUCGCCGCGGGCCUCGGUACCUGGAUUGGUUUGAAGUACAGAGAGGACAGCCAGGGCCAGGCGAGCGGUGGUGCGGCAGGAGUCACGACUCUCACUGCUGCCAUUCCCGUCGUCGAGACGGUCUACCUCGUCCCUACUUCCGCUGCAAUUGCCCCUGAUCACACGACCACCUCGUCAGCCGCUUCGUCGUCGCCCUCCAAGCUCAGCACUGUCGUUCCCUCGACCUUCGUCACUGCGACGCGUCUGACCUCGACUGGCGGCUCAACUGCAAGUCCUACCGCGAAGUCUUCAGGCCACAGUCCUAUUUGUGAUGUCGACACCUUCAAGAAGAACGCAAGCUACGUCGGCGUCUUCAACAAAGGAGUUGUGCCCGAGCAGUUCCAGGCCCUCCCCGCGGAGAACGCAACAGACUGCUGUCAGCAGUGCUUCGGCAUGGUCGAUCGUGACUGUAACGGUUGGGGAUGGCUCAACCAGAUGUGUUUCUAUGUCUGGGGUUAUCCGGGCCCCCAUGCCAACGAGACCUGCCCGCAGGGAUACCCGUCACCAAGUUUCGACUAUCGUGGUACUGAGCAGGACUUUGCUGGGUUUGGACCAUGUGCUGUUCGUUAA
Neoarthrinium moseri is the source of this 741-nucleotide messenger RNA. RefSeq lists its product as uncharacterized. Lineage: Eukaryota; Fungi; Ascomycota; Sordariomycetes; Amphisphaeriales; Apiosporaceae. Bases 1 to 741 code for a protein of 246 amino acids. The transcript is spliced from 2 exons. The record is from RefSeq and is a predicted model, not a curated record.